This is a messenger RNA of Lolium rigidum, 1146 nucleotides long. Its product is annotated as 2'-deoxymugineic-acid 2'-dioxygenase-like. NCBI's taxonomy places the organism in Eukaryota, Viridiplantae, Streptophyta, Magnoliopsida, Poales, Poaceae. Bases 55 to 1002 code for a protein of 315 amino acids. The record is from RefSeq and is a predicted model, not a curated record. The transcript is spliced from 4 exons.
ACGAGCGAUCACUACCAAUUCUUCUCCCGGCCUAUCAUAUUCACCGACUGUUCCAUGGGGAAUCUGCAGGCACCGCUCCCGGAGGGCUUCAUCUCCCUGCCUGUUGUCGACUUCUCCCUCAGCCGCGAAGAGAUUAGCCGCGCCAUCCUCGACGCCGGCAAGGACAUCGGUUUUUUCCAGGUGAUCAACCACGGCGUCCCAGAGCAGGUGAGGCGGGACAUGGAAGCAGUGUGCGAGGAGUUCUUCGCGAUGCCGGCCGCGGACAGGGAGUCCUUCCACUCAGAUGACAAUCUGAAACCCAACCGGUUCUUCACAGGAUCCACUUACAAGAACAGCGGCGCCAAGUUCUGGUUCGAUUGUCUCCGCCUCUCGUCGACGUUUCCCAUCGGUGACAGCAAGAAGGAUUGGCCGGAGAAGCCCGAGAAGCUCCGGGAGGUUUUCGAGAGGUUCGCUGUGCAUACGCGAGGCAUGGGCGAUGAGCUGCUGCGGCUGCUGAGCGAGGGCAUGGGGCUCCAGCCUGACUAUUUCGAGGGUGAUCUCGGCAGCGGCAAUAUGAACCUGACCCUGAACCAGUACCCACCGUGUGGAGACCCUGAAGGAGUUGGCCUACCGCCGCACUGUGACCGCAACCUACUCAGCCUUCUCAUCCCUAGCACCGUUCCCGGUCUCCAGUUCUCUUACAAAGGAAGCUGGUUCACUGUGGAGACCAUGCCUAAUGCCUACAUCGUUAACUUUGGCCUCCCGCUCCAGGUUGUGACCAAUGGGAUGCUCAAGAGCAUAGAGCACAGGGUGGUGACCAACCCCAAGGAGAGCCGGAGAUCAGUGGGGGUGUUCAUCACACCGGCGUGGGAUUGCCUCAUCAGCCCCGCCGAGGAGUUCCUUAGCAAGGAAAGCCCACCAAUCUACCAUGCCGUCACGUAUCGUGAGUUCUAUGACAUGCACGGAGUUGUUAAGGACGGAUUGUCAAGCGUACUCACCAUCAGCCACAAGACAGCAAUAUGAUGCGCAAAAAUAGAUGUGAUUUAUUCCCAUUUCCACCCGUCAUGUCUUUGUAAAAGGCCGUGGAUACCAGUUACAUCUGAUUCUCAGAUGUAAUACAAAUGUAUUGUGAUGAUCGUGUGAUGCAAUAAAACCACAAAUAAUGGA